GUGAUAACAACGCCGGCGACGCGCAUUACAAACUCCUUGACACAUGUUGACAGACCACAAAUCCUACGCAUAUCACAUUAAGUUCGUUACGUGCAUUGUAAUAUUCACUAAUUACUUUUUGUGUUUCUUCUCUUAUUUAAACUGUUUCAGAGGCCCGUAGCUUCUCUUCUAACGGCAGCAUGAUCGUCGUCAGCAACAGACUACCGUUUGUCCUUAAACGGAAUGAAAUUACCGGAAAACUUGAGAGAAAAGCGAGCGCCGGGGGCCUCGUCACAGCGGUAGCACCUGUCGUAAUAAGCGGAAACGGAGUGUGGGUUGGAUGGCCAGGAAUGCACAUGGAUGACCCAAACGAACAGAUUCCAGAAUCAGAUCCGAACGAUCGUACGCCAACGGCAGGUCUCUUAUCUCGUAAGGUUGUCGCUGUGCAUGUUAAUGAGCUAAUAUUCGAUUCGUAUUACAAUGGAUGCUGCAACGGUACAUUUUGGCCACUUUUUCACUCCAUGCCUGACCGUGCAACUUUUAUUGCCGAGCACUGGCGUGCCUAUGCAGCCGUCAAUCAAGAGUUUGCCGCUCAAACCGUGAACGCACUUGAACAAAUCCACAAGGAACAAUCAGGGCAGGUAAACGGGACACCGUUGGUAUGGAUUCACGACUAUCACUUGAUGUUGGCAGCAAAUUGGGUCAGACAAUCAGCGGAAGAAAAAAAUCUCCGAUCAAAAUUAGGCUUCUUUCUUCAUAUUCCGUUCCCGCCUUGGGACAUCUUCAGAUUGUUCCCAUGGGCGGACGAAAUCCUCCAAGGAAUGCUUGGCUGCGACAUGGUCGGCUUUCACAUUCAGGAUUACUGUUUAAAUUUCGUCGAUUGCUGUCAAAGAAGUCUUGGCUGCCGUGUAGACCGAAAAAAUCUCCUCGUCGAACAUGGUGGUCGAACUGUUAGAGUCCGACCUCUUCCGAUUGGAAUACCUUUCGACAGAUUUGUGGCUCUGGCCGAAAGCGCACCCAAAGUUAUGCUGACCAAUCAAAAAAUCGUACUUGGUGUCGAUCGCCUCGACUAUACCAAAGGUCUCGUUCAUAGACUGAAGGCGUUCGAAAUGCUCUUGGAAAAGCAUCCCCAGCAUAGAGAACAGGUGACUAUGCUCCAAAUAGCGGUACCAUCGAGAACCGAUGUCCGGGAGUACCAGGACCUUAAGCUUGAGAUGGAUCAAUUGGUGGGUCGCAUAAAUGGUCGUUUCACCACGCCAAAUUGGUCGCCAAUUCGGUACAUCUACGGGUGUGUCAGCCAGGAAGAAUUGGCCGCAUUUUACAGAGAAGCCGCAGUUGCAUUGGUCACCCCUCUACGUGAUGGGAUGAACUUGGUUGCGAAAGAGUUCGUGGCCUGCCAGAUAACCGAACCUCCUGGCGUUUUGAUCGUCUCACCCUUUGCUGGUGCAGGUGAAAUGAUGCACGAAGCACUGAUAUGCAACCCUUACGAAAUCGACGAAGCCGCUGAAGUCAUUCAUAGAGCACUAACAAUGCCCGAGGACGAGCGUACGCUGCGUAUGAACCACUUGCGUCGUCGUGAGAGGAUCUACGAUGUGAACUACUGGAUGAAAUCAUUCCUCCAAGUAAUGGGAUCACUUGAAGAAAGAGAUUCGGUUGGUGCUACCACGAUGCAGCCGGUAACGAUGGACGACUUUGACGAUUAUUUGAGCAAGUAUAUUGGCGACAAUCACAAGUUGGCCCUUCUCUUGGACUACGACGGUACCUUGGCACCGAUAGCGACACAUCCUGACCUUGCUAUCCUGCCGUUGGAGACAAAGAAUGUUCUUCAGAGGCUUUCCAACUUGCCGGAUGUAUACAUCGCCAUCGUAAGUGGAAGGAACGUCAACAACGUAAAAUCGAUGGUCGGAAUCGAGGGCAUCACGUACGCUGGAAAUCACGGUCUUGAAAUUUUACAUCCCGACGGAAGCAAGUUCGUGCAUCCGAUGCCCGUUGAAUUCGAGGAUAAAGUUGCCGGACUUAUGCAGACUUUGCAGGAUCAGGUGUGCAAGCACGGCGCGUGGGUAGAGAACAAGGGAGCUCUCCUGACAUUCCACUAUCGAGAAGCACCGAUGGAAAAACGAGCUGCAAUGGUCGAACAGGCCAGAAAAUUGAUCGAAGAGUCUGGAUUCAAAGCUUGUGCCGCUCACUGCGCGAUUGAAGCGAAACCACCCGUGGAAUGGAACAAAGGACGUGCUUCGAUCUACAUUUUACGAACUGCCUUCGGUUUAGACUGGAGUGAACGCAUCAGGAUCAUAUAUGCCGGAGACGACGCGACAGACGAAGACGCAAUGAAGGCAUUGAAGGGCAUGGCGGCGACCUUCCGCGUUGCAUCUUCGCACAUAAUCCGUACCUCAGCGGAGCGUCGUCUGCCGAGUACAGAUUCAGUGCUGACAAUGUUGAAGUGGGUUGAACGACAUUUGAGCAAACGUAAACCACGUAACAGCACCGUGGAUCAUAUUCAGUCUUCACGAUUCCGCAGAGGAAGUCCCGGUAUCGCCAUGGAGAUGUCUUUUACAUCUCCAGAAAAGCAGAAGCUUGAGCAACAGCCUGCAAUUGCAUUCCUCAAGUGGUCAACGUAGAGGAACCUGGUCGGACGAUCCUCAAAUCUUAGGUCUAAUCGUCCCAGGAUUAAGUUUGCCUAGUAUCACGCAUCUAGUAAUCCUGUAUAUUUGGUCGAAAUUCUAUUCAAAAUCACCCUAUCAUCUUAUUUCCACGACAGCAAACCACGUUCGAUCAUCAUGUGAAAGUAUUCGAAGGAUCAGUGAGCAAGAUCAUGAUUUUUCCACCGAGCAAUAAUAACAUUUUGCAAGUAUUGAUACACGAAGGACACAGAAAAAUUGCGGGAGUUUAAGGAGUUGUAAACUAUUUUGAAAAUCAUGAAAGAUACGAUUACAGAUAAUAUUCCAUUUUUUCUCUUAUUUCAUACGCGUUAACUUCAUUGAUAUCGUACAAAAUUCAAAUUUUGAGGUGAUAAAUCAACAGUAUAGCUUAACUUCAAUUAUACUAAUCGUAUUCAUAUUCUCUCAUUAUUGUAGGGAAUUGAUUCUCUACGGGCAAUACCUCCUAAAUCAUAUUCUAAAGCUGUGAUCACCGUUAUUUUUCGCUACUAGUAGAUUUGUAAGAUACAUUAAAACUGCGGAUAUUUGAAUACGGUUAUCACGACUGAAUUAACUCUCAUGAUAUGUUACAUUUCUAACCACACGUAUAUAUUUAAGGUUCUUUAAUUCGAUCGGACAACUCGAUUCAAAGUUUAGAGAUAGUGAUUCGUCAUAUGUAAAGUAAGGAAGGCCUCUUCAAUGCGAUUCUUAGAUUCCUUUUUUUUUUGAUCCAAUAUAAACAACGUCAUAAUAUGUAGACCGACCAAAAGAAUUUACCUCAGAAAAAAAAAAAAAAAAAUGGUUUAUCUCUCAUCUAUUCCCAACCUUUGACGUGGUGAUAGUCUAUAAGAGAAUAUCAAUGAGUUACACUCUAGAGAAACGUGUGUAUAUUUUUCUAUGAAUUUUUAAGCUGCUAUAUUUUUAUACAUACUUCAGAACAUUCGGAAUGAGAUUAAAUGAACAUCUGUUAGGAAAAAAUCAGACAAUCGAAAAUAAUUGAAUUACAGGAAUUUAUCUAAAACCAGUUCAAUAUCAAAUCGCAUCAGUCAACCCAUACUCUUUCUGUAAGUGAGAAAAGAAAUACUUUUACGCUCUGUUACUCCUUCUGUUAUUCUUUAUUGUCUUGUUUUAUGAUGAACGUUAUUUAAAAUACAGCGUUUUAACUUAGGUCUUAUAGUUAAGUUAGAUUUAUGGAUCAUUGAUAUUGUAUUAGUAAUUUGGAAGCUCCUGAGUUAAUACAAUAAGGCCAGCAUCAGCAAUCUCGUAUUUCCUUUCGUAUUUAUUAGUCAAUAUAUUCAUUACUAGUCACCGUAACAGAAAAAAAGUAUCAAAAAAAAAACCAUCACUCAUGCGCACGAAAAAUUAAUCCAACAUUUCGAACCCAAAAAGACGCGAGCUUUUUCAGAAAUUUGUCAGAAUACAUAUUUUCUGUAUCAAAAUAAAAAAUGUACGGGCUGGGUCACCUCUGGCGUGAAAAACUAGGAAAACGUACGAAAAUAAUUAUGGUGCUAUGGGUUAAAUAUCUUAUGCGAAUCGGAGUAGAUUCGGAAAAAAGUUUCUCUGAAAAAGAAGAUUCGUUUCCAUUGGAGAAAAUGGCGGAUGGUUGGAAUUAUGAAAACUAGUCCUUUUCGUGAAAGGUAUUUUGAACAUAAUUUAUUAUUUUUGAGAUCAUGCAACUUUCAGCCGUAUUUACCUUGGUUCGCGAAAUAUUCGACUGGAACGUUCGAAAUGUGCUAGCCUGUAUGAUAAUGAUGAUAAUAAUAAUAUUGUUAAUCAUGAUAUUGAUAUUAGUCGUAGUCCAUAGUAAUAUAGUAGUUUUUAGUAAUAUUAAUGAUAAUAACGAUAAUAAUCCCAUUAUACGAUAAUAAAGAAAUGAUGAAGAAUGCGACAUACAUGAAAGGAAGAAAUUAUCAAGGGUGCAAUCUAUAAUGUGCUUGAUGACAAUUCAUUCAAAUUUUUAGUACCGGUAUCUGAAGUUCCUUAUUGGUACAUUUAUACAUAUCUGCAAAUAAGUACUUUUACUGAAGCUUUCAACUUCAGGGUGGCUCAAAAAUCGGAUUCGAUAAUUCUGACUGUGCCAUAUUAUACAUUGUAUUACAUAUAGUAUAGGCAACAUUAACAAAUCAAUCGACCAAUUUGUCCUAUAAUUUCAAUUGGAAAUACUCAUCAUAUUAUAUACCUACACAAAAAGUAUUCGCAUAGUGUAAUAUGUGAUACAGAGAUACUCGUUAUAUUUUUCGAUCCACCAUUGACCUAGAAGUUGGUAAUCCUAUACAGUACAUCGGAAACAAGAAUAUUAUCGAUUUGUGUAUCAAAGGUCAGUUAAAAUUGAAUUGAAUUGAAUUGAAAGCAAGUUACUAGUGUAACAAUAAUCAUUGUGUAAAUUUAUCGACGUGAACAAUCGAAACUUGAAGCCACAUACAUUUUUUUUUUUUUUUUCGAUUUGGUUAUUCUCUUGUAAAAUAAGAGAUGACACAGAUAUGUGUAACCAAUCAAUUGAUACACAGGACUGCAUCAUGAGGCCUUUCCUAAUAAAAGUUGCCCACUUUUUUAUAUUACUCGUAGUUAUAGUUGUAUUUUAAUGAAAUUCUACUUGCUGUAUGAUAAUGAUGAAAAAAGCAACCGAAGUUUACAUGAAUUAUUAGAAUUUAUAUUGUAUAUCAAACAUAUUUUUUUGUAGUCACGAAUAAAAAAUUUUAUCAUUUGCAA
Messenger RNA from Athalia rosae (coleseed sawfly), 5324 nucleotides. RefSeq names its product alpha,alpha-trehalose-phosphate synthase [UDP-forming] (gene Tps1). Gene Ontology annotation, molecular function: catalytic activity. The coding region runs from base 180 to 2597 and encodes 805 amino acids. Gene Ontology annotation, biological process: trehalose biosynthetic process. The transcript has 12 exons. The record is from RefSeq and is a predicted model, not a curated record. NCBI's taxonomy places the organism in Eukaryota, Metazoa, Arthropoda, Insecta, Hymenoptera, Athaliidae. Gene Ontology annotation, cellular component: alpha,alpha-trehalose-phosphate synthase complex (UDP-forming); cytosol.